AUGGGAAAAGUGUGGCGUGUUAGGCGGGUCGAAGUUCCCUUGACGGAAAAACAAUUAGAGGGUCUGAUCAGAAGAUUUGAUACCGAUGGAGACGGCAAGAUUAGUCGGAACGAACUGAGGGCAGGUUUUAAGGGUCUUGGAUUACGUCUUGCAGGCUUUAAAGCAGGUUGCGCGGUGCGUUAUGUUGAUGCUGAUGGAGAUGGUUAUAUCAGCGAUGAUGAGAUCAACCAGCUUGCUAAAUAUGUUUUCAACAGCACAACCAAAGACUAUGGGCCUGGUGAUAAGCCUUCUGAGAGCCCUAUUUGUAUUAAUAGGGUGUUUAGAAGUCUUGCUAAAUGGGCUACACGAACCGGACUGCAAAUAACCUCUACUAAUGUUGCUGGCACAUUCAGUUAUUUGGCUCCUGAGUAUUUUAUGCACGGAAAAGUUACGGAGAAAAUUGAUGUGUAUGCAUUUUGUGUUGUGCUUCUUGAGCUUCUUACCGGAAGGAAGCCGAUAAGCAAUGGACAUCCAAAGGGUGAAGAGAGUUUGGUUAUGUGGGCAAAGCCAGUUCUGAAUAGCGGGAAAUUUUCAAGAUUGUUGGACCCCAUUUUGGGUGUUGACUAUGAUGUUUACCAAAUGGAGUGCAUGGCUCUUGCUGCUAUGCUUUGUAUCAGAAGUGUGUCCGUGACAGGGUUGAUGUUUUUGACACGAAUAAAUAUGUGAGUUGUGUUCAGGUUGAACAAGUCAACCUGGCAGCCCACCAAGGUGACCUGAUUGACACCGUUGGUACUGAUAGUAGUUUAUCAACUCGAGUUGAAUUGAAUUGAAUUCCUCCUCUGGUAGAUUCUCAAACUGCUUAAAGGUGAAGUGGAGGUGACAAAAUGGGCCCGGCAAGAACUUGACUAAAUUGGAACCUAUAUUGGAAUUCGUUUUUUGAUUAGUACUGUUAUUGUUAUUUCAUUUAUACAUUUAUGAUCAGUUUAAAUUAAAUUUUCCUGCUCGGGAAGUUCCCGGGUUAUAACCUAUCCUUUAUAUAUACAAAAAAAACAUUACAUA
This is a messenger RNA of Helianthus annuus (common sunflower), 1038 nucleotides long. RefSeq names its product probable serine/threonine-protein kinase PBL26. Gene Ontology annotation, molecular function: calcium ion binding; ATP binding; protein kinase activity. NCBI's taxonomy places the organism in Eukaryota, Viridiplantae, Streptophyta, Magnoliopsida, Asterales, Asteraceae. The record is from RefSeq and is a predicted model, not a curated record. The transcript is spliced from 5 exons. Gene Ontology annotation, biological process: protein phosphorylation. Bases 1 to 705 code for a protein of 234 amino acids.